GCAGUUCUCAUUUUCAUCGCAAUAUGGGAGCUGGAAGAAGAGAUUUAGGAACUGUGCGCCCAGCGCUCACUGGCACUGUAACUUCCAAGGAAGCACUGGGAAUCCGGCCUGAAUCGGAUCGGAUCCCUUUUGCUACUCCUGGGCCCAAGGGGUUGGGGGUGGGGAGGCAGAAGGAGAAAGCGCCCUGACGGCCCGAAAUGGUCCCCAGAGCCCACUCCCCUCGGCUGGCUGGCAAGACGGACGUGGCGGCAUUGCGGGGAUCUCGAGAUCCCCGGCGUCACAUCCUGGUGGCUACGAGGGUGCCUGGGGGGCCGGGUUUAUCCGCGGGGAGCGACAGCUGCGUGUGCCCUCGAGGGAGAGGCGGUGCGCAGCCGUUGGGGCGAGACGCUGGUUCCCAGGGGAGGGCUGGCCGCCGCCGUGCAAGGUUCAGAGCCACAGGGCCCUUCAGACACCACCAGGCCCAGGGGUCCACCAUGGAUGCUGAAAAGGACAACCCACCUUCGAGGGCCUCGAAAUCCAGGGGGCCUCCCGCGCGCUCUGUACGCAUCGCAGAGGGGCCGCAUCCCGAGCGCUCGAGUCGAUCCACACUCUCCGAGCACGGCGUCAGCGCGGCACCCUCAGCAUACAUACUCAAGCAGCCUUCAACCCCCGCGACCCUCAGCCAAGAAGAGAAGGAGGCCAUCCAAAAGCGUGCUGAGGGCCGGGCCAAAGUCCCGCCCAAAUUCAGGGACAGCAUCAAGCGUUUUUUCUUCUCGCCCACAGGAGCCUUGAAGAUCAUUAGGCUGGGCCUUCUCAUAGGGUCAUUCAUUUUUUUCAUCAUUGCCGAAGCCCCAGAGUCCUACAUAGCAAUCACCAUUCUGGAAACCUGCAUCGUUGUUUUUUUCAUUCUAAUAUAUAUGCUAACCCUUCACCACUUGAUGACUUAUUUACAUUGGCCCUUACUUGAUCUUAUCAACAGUUUCAUUACUGCAGUGUUCCUUGUAAUAGUCGCCAUCUUGGCGAUACAAGAAAAGGAAAGAAGGCAUUUGUUCUAUAUUGGAGGGGCCCUAUGUCUCACAGCAGCAACCGUGUGUGUCAUCGAUGCGACUCUGGUCACCAAGACGAUGAGGAAUAACUUGAAAAAAGCCCUGGGAAUCAAAAUGAUAACCAGUGGACCCUCGGCUCCGGAACCCACCCCACUCACAAGGAUACCCACAAGGGGAGGCCCAAACGCACCUACAAGGGCAACUGUGAAGCAACGCAGCCAGUGGCAGCCACCCUCGAAAGCAACCUCACAGGAGGAACCUUGGUGGACGCCUAUGAAAAAAACCCCGCCAACUCCUUCCUCCGGCUACUCUCGCCGCUGAGCUCUCACGCUGUCACCCAUUUCGGCCCACAUGUGAUCAUAAAAUCGGGACUGCUAAACCUGUAA
This is a messenger RNA of Bubalus bubalis (water buffalo), 1411 nucleotides long. Its product is annotated as CKLF-like MARVEL transmembrane domain-containing protein 2. NCBI's taxonomy places the organism in Eukaryota, Metazoa, Chordata, Mammalia, Artiodactyla, Bovidae. Gene Ontology annotation, cellular component: membrane. The transcript has 4 exons. Bases 198 to 1346 code for a protein of 382 amino acids. The record is from RefSeq and is a predicted model, not a curated record.